CGGCCCGGAGCCCCCCGGCAGCGUCACCUGGUGCCGCCCGGGGCGGGGCGGGAGGCCGGCACAUCCCCGCUUCUUCUUCCUCGGAGCCCCGGGGGUGGAGAGAGGGGCUGGGGGAGGUCCCCUCCGUCUCCGUUGAAGAGAGCGGAGCGAGUGGAAAGGUCUGUGGACGUGAGUUUUACCUUGGAGUUAGAGACAGCAUUUUUGGCACUGUUGUAAGGUGAACAAGUAUUUUGGCUGUUGAUCCUGUUGAUACCACUCUUCCCUGCUCUUGCUGCUUCCCUGUUGACUGAAGUUAUUCAAACUCAAGUCUGUUGCCAAAAGAGCAGCACCAUCCUCGACAGCACAUUUCUGCACCUCCCUCUGUGGUCCUGACGAACUUCUUCUCGUGUCAGUAACAGACCGUUUACCAUGAGCAAUUCUACUCCAGCUACAGACAAUGAGAAGAAAAAAAUCAAAGGAGGCAAGUCGCAAUGUUUGCCUUCACGUGUCCUUCAUAUUCGUCAAAUUCCAAGUGAUGUUACUGGAGCAGAAGUCAUUGCAUUAGGUCUCCCUUUUGGCAAAGUAACCAAUUUCUUGAUGCUAAAAGGAAAAGGUCAGGCAUUUUUGGAAAUGGCUUCUACAGAAGCUGCUGUUUCUAUGGUGAACUACUAUACUCCUGCUACACCUCACCUCCACAAUCGGCCAGUUUAUAUUCAGUAUUCCAAUUACAAAGAACUUAAGACUGAAAAUCUACAUAAUCAGGCUAGACCCCAGGCUGCAUUGCAAGGUGUGAAUGCUGUGCAGCAUGGAAGCCUGGCUAUUACAAGUGCUCUUGAUCGUGAAGGUGGACACCUUCCAAGUCAAGGUUCUGUUCUUCGAAUCGUUGUUGAAAAUGUUUUUUACCCUAUCACUUUAGAAAUGCUGUAUCAGAUUUUCUCUAAAUUUGGAUAUGUCUUGAAGAUUGUCAUGUUCCAUAAGAACAAUCAAUUCCAAGCGUUGCUCCAAUAUGCUGAUGCAAUGAAUGCAUAUUGUGCCAAAAUGUCUCUGGAUGGCCACAGUAUCUAUGCUGGGUGCUGCACUCUGCGUAUUGAUUUCUCCAAGUUAACUACCCUAAAAGUAAAGUACAACAAUGACAAAAGCAGAGAUUUCACUCGCAUUGAUCUUCCUUUUGGUGAUGGCCAACGAACCCUGGAUGCAUCCUUAGCUACUACCUUUGCCACUCAAAAUACAAUAUUUCCAUCAUAUCCAGGGGCUGCUGGAUUUGCCCAACCCAUGGGCUUUCCUCAAGGUGCUGGUAUUUCAGUUCCAGCUGCUCCUGGAGCACUUGGUUCUCUCACAAUCACCCCGUCAACAGUGUCUGGACAGAUUCCUGGUGUUACUGGUAUUCCAGGAAAUUCUGUUUUACUAGUCAGCAACCUCAACCCUGAAGCCAUCACACCAUAUGGACUUUUCAUCCUAUUUGGUGUAUAUGGUAAUGUGCAUCGUGUGAAGAUUAUGUUUAAGAAAAGAGGAAUUGCUUUGGUUCAGAUGGCAGAUGCAACCCAGGCUCAAUUAGCUAUCAACCACUUGAAUGGACAGAGGCUUUAUGGAAGGGUCAUGCAUACUACUCUUUCAAAAUAUCAGACAAUUCAACUUCCUCGUGAAGGGCAAGAGGACAAAGGUCUGACAAAGGACUAUAGCAAUAGCCCUUUGCAUCGCUUUAAGAAUCCUGGCUCUAAGAACUGCCAAAAUAUUUUUCCUCCAUCUGCCACCCUGCAUCUCUCCAACAUCCCGCCUUCUGUUACUGUUGAUGAUUUGAAGAACCUUUUUGCAAGUAAAGGAUCUACUGUGAAAGCCUUCAAAUUUUUCCAGAAAGAUUGCAAAAUGGGUCUUAUCCAACUGGGCUCUGUGGAAGAAGCAGUUCACGCUCUCAUUGAGCUUCACAAUCAUGACUUUGGAGAAAACCAGCAUCUCCGAGUUUCCUUCUCAAAAUCUACAAUAUGAAUUCUCUGUGCACUUUCCUUUUAAUAUAGUAAAAUCUUCAGAGACUGAGAAAGCUGAGACCAGCUCUGUCUCUUAAAAGAAGAAGCUCAUUCAUACACAAAGAAUUAGGUGAUGAUUCUGAAUUUUCUGGUUCUAUCUGCAAGUAUGUGAUCCAUAGAAAGAUUGUUCUGUGAAAUAGCUUUAGCAACAAUAUUUAUCAGAUUUCCUACUUAAAAUUAUAUUUUGAGAACAUCCUUUAGGUUUUUAUUCUAAAUUAGCCUUAGAAAACAUUUUAGAGUACUUUCACAAUACAUCAAACAAAGAGUAUUAUUAAGAAAAUGGUAAAUAUACUCUACAAAGAUUAAACACUAAUUUGAAUGUGAAGUAGUGCUCGGAUUUCUUGAAGAAAAGCAAGCAGUGACUCUGAGUAUCCUCUAAAUAGUAUUUAUGUUACCAGGGUGUGGAUUUAUACUUUGGCAAUUCUUUACAAAUAACUUGUGGCAUAUUAAUAUAAUACGUAAAUAAAUUACACUAGCCCAGCUAACUCUUUGGGGGUUCAGAGCCAAAUCCUCUUUAUUCAAAUGAAUCAACACCUUAUGUAUGGGAGUUCAAAGUAACACGUAACUCCCCUGACCAAUCACCGGGGUACCUCAUUAUCCAUGUUCACGGGAGUACAUUUGGACUUCAUUUCCCAGGAUGCCUCAUCCAGCAUCCUUCCUGAAACCGGACUACUACGAUAACUUGUUUAUAAAAAUAAAAAGUCUGUGCUGUUCCUACAGAUUAAAUUAUUAGAGGAAAGGCAGUGCCUUUUCUUUGUGGAAUAAAAGAUAUUUCACAAGUUUCUUCAAGAUGUAGGAUCAGACAUUUAGGUUGAUUUAACCGUGGGUUGGAAGUUUGAUGUCCUAUUUUUACUAUGAAGUGAUGUGUAAUAGUACUUUGGAGAAUAUAAAACAAGAAGAUAGUCGUGAUUUAAAAUAAAUUUUUGCAUUUCUCUAAAUAAUUGUUUACAAUCUUAUGGAAACUAUUCAGGUCUGUGAUGGUUUGAUAGGUUUUAAAGAAGUUAUUUUUGUUAAGGUCAUCUUUGGGGGCAGAAAAAAACCCACCUUUAAGAGAUUUUUUUACCACUAAUGUCUAAUACUUAAAUAACUGUGUAUUUACCUUAUUUCUUAUUAUGUGCCUUAUAUGUGUGUAUUAUACAAUAGCUUAGAAUGUUAUCUGAAGUAUCUUGAAAAAAUAUUGUGAGCUUUGUGACAGUUCUCUUCUUGGUCUUUUUAAAAAUGUUUUCCUUGAUACUUAAAGAUAUAUUUUUUUUUUUCUUUAGGUAAUUCUCUGAAUUCUAGUUUCUUGUGCUUUUUUAUAGAGAUUGGAUAUAGGUGGGAAUAAGGUUUAACUCACUAUGUAAUCACAUAGGUGAUUCUUUGAAUUUACCUAGUUGCAGUUGUCUGAUGACAGUUCUUUGCUGAAAAAAAAUUCACAUCCAGAAAAAAUACACUAAAAAACCCGAACAAACCCAUAUAGAAGGGCCAAACAGGAAAUUCACUUCAGUUUCUGGACUUUAUCUUAUUUUUUGAGGGGCAUUGGCUGUAUUACAAUAUUCUCUUUUGGGUGUCUGCAUCUUUUUUCGCAGAAUCACAGGAUCAACCAGGUUGGAAAAGACUUCUGAGACCAUAGAGUCCAACCUUUGACCCAACACCACCCU
Messenger RNA from Chiroxiphia lanceolata (lance-tailed manakin), 3640 nucleotides. RefSeq names its product polypyrimidine tract binding protein 3 (gene PTBP3). The record is from RefSeq and is a predicted model, not a curated record. Gene Ontology annotation, molecular function: mRNA binding. The coding region runs from base 409 to 1962 and encodes 517 amino acids. Gene Ontology annotation, cellular component: nucleus. Gene Ontology annotation, biological process: regulation of RNA splicing; mRNA processing. The transcript has 15 exons. NCBI's taxonomy places the organism in Eukaryota, Metazoa, Chordata, Aves, Passeriformes, Pipridae.